Molecule: messenger RNA, 804 nt
Organism: Saprolegnia diclina VS20
Lineage: Eukaryota; Oomycota; Saprolegniomycetes; Saprolegniales; Saprolegniaceae
Exons: 1
Coding region: 100-729 (209 amino acids)
Source: RefSeq, a predicted model, not a curated record
AGAUUAUUCACGCAGCAUUGCCGUCCGGACGUACGGUCCUCCGCGCACGCCACCGCCGACCAAGAUGCUGCGGCAUGUCUACGAGGAAGCCUGUGCCACAUGGUGGGUUGGACGCGAUCCCAUCUUGCUCACUUUACCUUUUGUCUCUUCCUCGUCACUAUGCAGCUGUCUGCCCUCCUUUUGAUCGCCGCCUCCGCGCUCGUCGCUGCCGACCACACGCGCACCAAGGGCGCGCCGGACGUCUUUGAUCAGUUUGACGGCGGCAACCUCGAGGACGGCAUGGUCGGUGGCGUCGAAGGCGGCGUCGCGGCGCGCGUCAACAUCGUCCACGACGACGUCAUGCUCCGCAACCAUGGCGACGGCCUCGACGCCGUGCCGUACAACACGUCGGCCGUCAACGGCGCGCAGUGGAUCUACAACCCGAGCUGGCAGCUCUUCCUCAACAACCGCGACAACCAACUGAGCUGUCUCGAUGCGUUCAAGGGCGACAACGGCGAGCUCUACGUGCACGCGUACGGCUGCGCCAAGUGGGACUCGAAAGCGUCCGAAGCGUCGGCGAGCAACCAGCUCUGGUCGGCCGACCCGAUGGCCAACCUCACGACGAUCGAGCACGUGACGCACACGGGCUUUUGCCUCAGCCAGUCGGGCGCGGAUGCCAAGGUGCACAUGAAGCCGUGCAACGCGUCGGACCCGGCCCAGCUUUUCGAACUCCGCGACGUGCCCAAGUAAGCUCCUAGCUGAGCAUCGCGUCUUCGUCUCUGCCUUUAUAAAACUAACAACUACGAAUUCUGUCUUAUCGUCCAA